AUGCCUCAAAAAGUUGAAUUUGAAUUAAACCAGCCACCUUCAGAUGGAAUUACAAGAGUAUCUUUCAGUCCUGUGGCUAACUCGUCACAGCUGCUCGUAUCUUCAUGGGACAACAGUGUGGGCCUCUACAACAUCUCACAGAACAAUCUACAACACAAGUACACGCACCAGUAUGCCGUGCUCGACUGCUGCUUCUAUGAUCCCUCAAAAUCGUUUAGUGGAGGACUUGAUCGAACAUUGAAAAUGUACGAUUUCGCGUCUCAGACCGAGAGUGUUAUAGGCUCUCAUCUUGAUGCCAUACGCUGCGUUCAAUUCUGUCAAGAGCUUGGCCUUGUGAUUACUGGCUCCUGGGACAAAACCGUUAAGCUUUGGGACCCACGAACAAAUCACAAUGUUGGUAUGUACGAUCAAAACGGAGAAUCGGUGUACACUAUGUCUCUGUGUGGAGAUCGAAUCGUCGUGGGAACGUCGAACCGGAGAGUGCUUAUCUGGGAUUUGAAGAACAUGCAAUUUGCUGAGCAGCGAAGAGCUUCUAGUCUCAAAUACCAAACCCGUUGCAUCCAGUGUUUCCCCAACAUGCAAGGGUAUGUGUUGAGCUCUAUCGAAGGCAGAGUGGCGGUGGAGUACUUGGAUACCGACCCUGAAAUACAGAAGAAAAAGUACGCCUUCAAAUGCCAUCGUCUCAAGCAAAACAGCGUUGAGAAUAUCUAUCCUGUCAAUGCAAUCGCCUUUCAUGGAGCCCACAAUACUUUUGCCACUGGAGGUUCAGAUGGUUUCGUGAAUAUUUGGGAUCCCUUUAACAAGAAGCGACUUUGUCAGUUUCAUCGCUAUCCUGCUGAUAUCUCGUCUCUGGCUUUCAACAAAGAGGGCGGUAUGAUUGCCAUUGCUUCUUCUCCUGUGCAGUGCGUGGAGGGUGAAGAGAAACAGAAGGAUGCAGUCUACAUUAGGUACAUCACAGACUCUGAAACACAGCCAAAGUAGAACUAACUAACUUUUCACAGUGUUAUAACACUUUUUCUGUCUUUACAUGUACCUCUCUAAAUUGAUUGUUAACUCUAAUUGAUUUAUAGUGUUAAA
Messenger RNA from Halichondria panicea, 1077 nucleotides. RefSeq names its product mitotic checkpoint protein BUB3-like. The transcript has a single exon. The record is from RefSeq and is a predicted model, not a curated record. Bases 1 to 981 code for a protein of 326 amino acids. Gene Ontology annotation, molecular function: ubiquitin binding. Gene Ontology annotation, biological process: mitotic spindle assembly checkpoint signaling. NCBI's taxonomy places the organism in Eukaryota, Metazoa, Porifera, Demospongiae, Suberitida, Halichondriidae. Gene Ontology annotation, cellular component: nucleoplasm; kinetochore; mitotic checkpoint complex.